AUGGGAAAAAAAGCGAGGGAAGACUACGUGGGCCCGGCCUAUCGCACUGCGGCAUUACAAGGAGAAUCUGACGUGCCAGAAAACGCCGAAGAUGAAGUGAACAUCCGCUAUGUGUGCUUUGUCAAGUCAUCAAAGACUGGGCAUCUCUAUGAGCUUGACGGAGACCGAAAAGGUCCCGUAGACCACGGUAUCCUAGAAUUGGGCGAAGUGACAAUUGCGUUCAUGGUACCGAAUAUCCAGACCUCUGUUGUCGGCACCGAACAUAUCAGUGUAUCAAGCGCGCAAGAUGCAAUGAUAGUGACGUUCCUCGGGUUCCAGGUGACUCCCCAAAACCUGGAUGCACUCACAACCUCGUCCGCCAUGGAUAACAUCAUCCCUUCUACCAUCACCGGGAAGCUCAGUGAGAAGCAGCCCUAUCUAUGGUCGUUCGAUUAA
Messenger RNA from Letharia lupina, 435 nucleotides. RefSeq lists its product as uncharacterized. The coding region runs from base 1 to 435 and encodes 144 amino acids. The transcript has 3 exons. Gene Ontology annotation, biological process: ubiquitin-dependent protein catabolic process. The record is from RefSeq and is a predicted model, not a curated record. Gene Ontology annotation, molecular function: cysteine-type deubiquitinase activity. Lineage: Eukaryota; Fungi; Ascomycota; Lecanoromycetes; Lecanorales; Parmeliaceae.